Molecule: messenger RNA, 354 nt
Organism: Chaetomium strumarium
Lineage: Eukaryota; Fungi; Ascomycota; Sordariomycetes; Sordariales; Chaetomiaceae
Product: reactive mitochondrial oxygen species modulator 1-domain-containing protein
Exons: 5
Coding region: 1-354 (117 amino acids)
Biological process (GO): protein import into mitochondrial matrix; protein insertion into mitochondrial inner membrane
Cellular component (GO): TIM23 mitochondrial import inner membrane translocase complex
Source: RefSeq, a predicted model, not a curated record
AUGCCUCCGCCGCCUAGUCACCCGGGGGCCGUUGGGCCGUCGAACUUCGACAAACUCAAGAUGGGUGCUAUGAUGGGCGGCACGGUCGGCAUGAUCAUCGGCUUCAUUUUUGGAACCGUCAACAUCUUCAGAUAUGGCGCUGGUCCGAACGGCAUAAUGAGGACGCUAGGCCAAUACAUGCUAGGAUCCGGGGCCACAUUCGGCUUCUUCAUGUCCAUCGGCAGCGUCAUUCGAUCUGAUUCGUCACCCAUUGUCCAGGAGGCCUACCUGCGAGCCCAGAGGCGGCCGAUUAUCAUGGCCUCGCAAGCCUUCCGCGCCCCUUACCAAACCGCUCGACGACCUGGCGGCAACUGA